AUGAGUUAUUUUCAUGAGCCAUCCGAAGAGGUGGACAACGAUGCUGGUAUGCUGCUAAAUUUAAGUCAAAAGUCCAGUAUAUUUGUGGCUGAUCAGACCCCCACUCCGACAAGAUUAAUAAAAAAUUGUGAAGAAGUGGGUCUAUUCGAUGAUUUACGUAAUGUUAAUCCCUUUGAGGAAACAUUUAGGCGGGCAUGUGAACAAAAUACCCAACAUCCAAGAUCGACAAAUCAUACAUUUCAUGCCGAGGAGGAGUCUUUGCAUACGCCACAGGUGUUUCCACAAUUUGAUGUGGCCGUUGAGGGUGGUAUUAGUGCGGGAGAGGAUUUGAGUAAGCAUACAUUAAAUACACCCGUAGUGCUAGAUGUUGCCACAGUGGAUAAUAUGCUGGAAACUCCGGUAGCAGCAAAAUCUAGCAAACCAGAUGAUACUACAUCAUCCAGUGGUCACAAAUAUCGGGCCAUUGCAGAGAAGCCUGCGACGAGCAGCAGCAGUAGUCCUCAAAAUAAUAAUAAUGGAGCAUUAACAUUUCUACCAUCCGCCGUGCAAUUUAUACAACCCCAGAUGAUAACAGUUACCUUUCCCACAACCACUGCGGCAAAUAUAACUACCACGGAAGCUGACAACCAAAUCAGCAAAUCCAAUAAAAAAUCACAUCCAUUAAUAUUGCCUAAGUUAAAUACUUCAACUGCUACCAAAGAUUCAACGUCUUCAUCGGUGGUUACUUCAACGACAUCAACACCACAUCCCGAGCCGAGUAGUGCUAGUUUGACCCCAACAUCACAACUGCCGAUAAAAGAACGUCUGAAGGCCAUUUUGAAUCAAUCGAGUAAAUCAAAACCACCCGAAUGGCCUAGUAAUAAAUGUUCUUCAACAAUUACCCAACAGCGGACAGCGUCAUCGUCUACAUCAUCUAAUCGUAAACUUUCAUACAAAGAUGAUACCAUGGAGCGAAGGCGUGCGGCAUCUACGCGCUACCGCCAGAAAAUGAAGAAGCGUAACGCAGAUCUACAAAUGGAAAAUGAAAAACUAAAACAAAGGGUGAAACAGUUAGAAGCACAGGUGGCGAAACUACAAUCGACUGUUCUACAACCACUACAGGCUCCAACAACUACCACAGAUCUUGGUAUUCCUGCUCAAAUACAAAUUCCUGCCUCUACCAUACAUUUGGUAAUGAACAUCCCUAAAUUAGUGGUGCCUUAUGGUAGCAAUAUUAGCAAUACUCAAACAAUUUUAAAUAAUCCUAUUACUUAUCGUAUUGAUAAAAAUUAA
Messenger RNA from Musca vetustissima, 1272 nucleotides. Its product is annotated as cyclic AMP-dependent transcription factor ATF-2-like. Bases 1 to 1272 code for a protein of 423 amino acids. Gene Ontology annotation, molecular function: DNA-binding transcription factor activity, RNA polymerase II-specific; cAMP response element binding. Gene Ontology annotation, biological process: regulation of transcription by RNA polymerase II. NCBI's taxonomy places the organism in Eukaryota, Metazoa, Arthropoda, Insecta, Diptera, Muscidae. The record is from RefSeq and is a predicted model, not a curated record. The transcript is spliced from 3 exons.